CGCCCACCCCUUGUGUAAGCAAUUUAAACCUGAUAGCAGACGAUCAUUUGCCUAUAUUUACACUGCAAAUCUUUGUUCACUUCAGAUCGACCCAAUAUCUCAUGCGCUUCUUUACCAUAAUCAUUGUCAUUUUUUUACGCGCAAAACUCCACCCGGGCGGUAAACCUCUUCUGAUUAUCGAUUUUUAAUGCAAGACAGAGCAGAACUUUGAUUGGUGCAAUCGAGAGGCUGUAGACUCCUGUCUGACGCGCGCCUGUGUUCUUUUCUACCCAUGGAAAUGGUCAGUACAGGUGCCUGAAUGUGCACAACGACAACAUUUUAAUAAUAUGAACUUAUUGCCAAGUGGAAUAUGUUUUUAUUUAUCUGUAGCAAUCUGCUGGCUAACGUCAAGGGUCGACGGAUCUUGGUGGUACAUGGGUACCCUCGGGUCGCAAGUGAUGUGCGACAACAUCCCCGGGUUAAUCAACAAACAGCGGCAGCUGUGCCGCCAGCAUCCCAAAGUUAUGCAGGCGAUUGGAGCCGGGAUUAAAGACUGGAUCGGGGAGUGCCAACAUCAGUUUCAGAACCACCGCUGGAACUGCAAUACCAUGGCGCGAGAACACAACUUGUUCGGACGCCUACUGCUGCGUAGCAGUCGUGAAGCGGCCUUUGUGCAUGCCAUCUCCUCGGCCGGGGUGGUCCACACGCUGUCCCGGGCUUGCAGCCAGGGAGAGCUGCAGUCGUGCUCCUGUGACCCCACCAAGAAGGGCUCGUCCCGGGAUGCCAAGGGGACGUUCGACUGGGGCGGCUGCAGCGACCAUGUGGAGCACGCCAUGAGGUUCAGCCAGUCCUUCGUAGACGCCAAAGAGAGAAAGGAGAGAGACGCCAGGGCUCUGAUGAACCUCCACAACAACCGAGCUGGGAGAAAGGCGGUGAAGCGGUUUAUGUCCCUGGAGUGUAAGUGUCAUGGCGUGAGCGGCUCCUGCAGCGUCCGGACCUGCUGGCUGGCCUUGGCCGACUUCCGCCGCACGGGCGACCACCUGCGGCGGCGCUACAACGGGGCGGUGCAGGUGGCUAUGAACCAGUAUGGCACGGGCUUCACCACCGCACAGCGACACUUCAAACGGCCCAGCAAGAACGACCUGGUCUACUUCGAGGACUCGCCAGACUACUGCAUAAGAGACCAAGAGUCUGGUUCGGUGGGGACGGGAGGGCGGGUGUGCAACCGGACGUCUCGCGCCGUAGACAGCUGCGAGGUUAUGUGCUGCGGCCGGGGCUACGAUACAACACGCGUCAGCCGCACCACCAAGUGUGAGUGCAAGUUUCACUGGUGCUGCGCUGUGCACUGCCGGGACUGCAACCAGGAGAUGGACGUGCACACCUGCAAGGCCCAAACAUGACUAUACCACCAACCAACCUCUUAUCCAGAUUUGGUCUGAAAUGGCAACCUAUUUCCUAUGGUGCGCUACUUUUGAGUAGUGCACUAACUAGUGAAUAGGGUGGAUUUUGGACAUAACGCCAAAUCAGUCUGACUUGCACCUGUAGGCUAUUGCACCAAGAACACCUUACAAUCUAAUUUUGUUCUUCCCUCACAUUCCAUUAUAUUUAUUUGCUCUCUCAAUAACCAAAAAACAUUUCUGAAAUGUAUUCAAAUUUGUAUAUGUAAAUACAAACUUUAUGUAAUUUAAAAGAAAGUUGAGUGUAUAGUUUAUGGAAACUGGUUGAUAGCAGACCUGACCAUACACCCCUGUCCUCAACCAGCCAGUUCCAGGACAUGCUUUAGUCACCUGACCGCCAUUUAUGUUCCAUGGCCCACAGGAAUAUUUAUUACAGUUGUGAUAUAUGCUUGACAAUCAAAAUUGUGUAGUAGAAGUUGCAGCAA
This is a messenger RNA of Oncorhynchus nerka (sockeye salmon), 1861 nucleotides long. RefSeq names its product protein Wnt-2. The coding region runs from base 327 to 1379 and encodes 350 amino acids. The transcript has 5 exons. Gene Ontology annotation, molecular function: cytokine activity; frizzled binding. Gene Ontology annotation, biological process: multicellular organism development; canonical Wnt signaling pathway; cell fate commitment. Gene Ontology annotation, cellular component: extracellular region. The record is from RefSeq and is a predicted model, not a curated record. Lineage: Eukaryota; Metazoa; Chordata; Actinopteri; Salmoniformes; Salmonidae.